AAGGUUGAUAAUUAAGCUAUCGAAAUUAUUUGAAGCCUUUGCUAGUGUUAUAACUUAUUACUUCUAUUAGAUAGAGAGAAGAUGUCAGAUGCUAGUGAAGCAGGAGAUGACUCAAAAGAUUCAAUGCCAAAGCCCAAGGGGAAUAGAGGAAUUUCUUUUCUUGAUUUUAUUAUGAGAAUAGUUGCCAUUUUAGGUACCUUAGGAAGUGCAAUUGCCAUGGGAACAUCUAAUGAAGACCUUCCCUCCUUCAAGCAGUUCAUCAGGUUUAAGGCUGAGUACAAGGACCUUCCUACUUUCACGUUCUUUGUGGUUGCGAAUAGCAUCGUUAGCGCGUACCUUGCUGUAUCUCUUGUCCUAUCCAUCUUACACAUUGUCAUGAGUGGUGCAAGAAUAACUAGGGUGGUCUUGAUCUUCUUUGAUACGUUGAUGAUGGGAUUUUUGACAUCUGGAGCAUCAGCAGCAGCAGCCAUAGUGUAUUUGGCACACAAGGGAAAUGCUCGUGCAAAUUGGAUUGCUAUUUGCCACCAGUACAACUCUUUCUGCGAUCGUGCCUCUGGUUCCUUGGUUGGAUCCUUCAUCGGAGUUCUUGUGUUUUUGCUGCUGAUUAUAUUGUCAGCUCUGGCCCUUUCAAGAAACUGAUUUCGUCGCAUAAUGAUCACUUCCUGAUGGAAGAAAGAGCGUUGUUUCAUCUUUUAAUUUCAUUUGAUAGUGUGUUCCAUUCAAAGAGAUUUUUGAGUGAUUCAUACAAGCUGUUAUUACAUCUGUUUGUCUUAGUGAUUCUUCCUCUC
Molecule: messenger RNA, 788 nt
Organism: Lycium ferocissimum
Lineage: Eukaryota; Viridiplantae; Streptophyta; Magnoliopsida; Solanales; Solanaceae
Product: casparian strip membrane protein 3-like
Exons: 3
Coding region: 82-639 (185 amino acids)
Source: RefSeq, a predicted model, not a curated record